AAUGGCCGUGUAACGCAGGUUGGAAACCAAAGAGUGCUGUGUGUAGCUGAUGUUCGCGGAAACCUUCAAUCACUGAACGACCUUGCCAAGCAAGCGCGGGCGAAUUACGUUAUUCAUACUGGUGACUUUGGAUUCUACGAUGAGACGUCUCUUGAGCGAAUCGCCGACAAGACCCUCAAGCAUGUCGCUCAAUAUUCUCCCCUCAUCUCUGAUCAGACCAAGCGCGCCAUUGCCCAGUCUCCGCCGCAGGGCCCUUCAAUCCGGCAACGCUUCCCUGCCGAUCAGCUCCCGCUAUCCGAGUUGCCGUCCUUUUUAAACAAGAAAUAUACUUUGGACGUUCCCGUCUACACUGUGUGGGGUGCCUGCGAGGAUGUUCGCGUGCUGGAGAAGUUCCGAUCUGGAGAGUACAAGGUUAACAACUUGCACAUCAUCGACGAGGCGAACUCUCGGUUGCUUGAUGUUGGUGGUGUGAAGCUUCGAUUGCUUGGUCUUGGCGGCGCCGUAGUGAUGCACAAGCUCUUCGACAAUGGCGAGGGUCGGACAACAAUAGCAGGCGGUCAAGGCACCAUGUGGACUACGUUACUACAGAUGGGUGAGCUGGUGGAUACGGCAAACCGCGUCUACGACCCGACCGAGACCCGUGUCUUUGUCACUCAUGCGUCGCCUGCGCGCGAGGGUCUUUUGAACCAGCUGUCUGUCACGCUCAAGGCCGAUUUUUCCAUUUCCGCUGGUCUGCAUUUCCGCUAUAGCAGCUCAUACAAUGAAUUCAGCGUCAACCCUACGCUCGACCACUACCGGGGCAAGCUCGCCGCCUCCAAGGCCUCUUUCCAUGACGUGUGGGAGACGGUCAAGGGCGAGGUAGAGCCUGCUGUCGCUCAGAAUGAGGCGCAGCAAACUCUCCUGCAAAAUGCCUUGGAAAUUGUACAGAAGAUGCCGUCGGUAGCCAAUGGUGGAAAUCCGUUUGGUGGACCUGUCGGCGGCCCCAAUGUAGGCGGACAGGUGGACGAAAGCGCAUUCAAGAAUAUGUGGAACUUCAACCUCGCUGACGCCGCCUUUGGAUGGCUCGUCUUGGACAUUGAAGGUGGCAGGAUUGGAACCGAGAUGCGCGCGCAAGGUUUCAAUUUUGCACACCGU
This is a messenger RNA of Xylona heveae TC161, 1134 nucleotides long. RefSeq lists its product as hypothetical. The transcript is spliced from 3 exons. The annotation marks the transcript as partial. Lineage: Eukaryota; Fungi; Ascomycota; Xylonomycetes; Xylonales; Xylonaceae. The record is from RefSeq and is a predicted model, not a curated record.